AUGUGGCUGUCCGGGGGCAUCUUCCGCACACAGGGGCAGAGCGGGUGGGUGGAGGGAGGCUCCUUCAACGACGUUUGGAAGAGUCUUGGCUCCGCUGAGACCCAAGGCAGCGCGUCCGUCGUGCCAUGGCUGCUGGUGACGUCAGGGGCCAGCUGGGUGGCUCGUGGAAGACAUGUCUCCCUCGUGUUUGCGGGGUCCAUGUGGAUCCUGGGAGGAGAGCGGAGGGAUCGGAGCAGCACGGCAGGUGGGGGCGUAUUGAACUAUCAGACAGAGUACCGCAACGACGUGUGGAGGUCGCAGGACGGUGCCCAGUGGUUGCUGGUCACACAGAACCCGAGCUGGAACGCUCGUUCGGGCCACACAGCGGCAGUGCAUGAGGGGAGCAACCAGAUCUUUCUGAUGGGGGGACGAGACGCCACCCGGUACUACAACGACAUCUGGAGGAGCGCCGACGGCAAGACCUGGACCAUGGUGACUGGGUCGGCGCUGUGGAGUGCAAGAUGGUUGCACGCCAGCGUCUUCUUCGAGGACAGUCUGUGGGUCAUCGGUGGUCACUUCUGCCUCACUUCCUCCAGCCAGCCCUGCACGACGGAGACUGCUGGAACUUUCUACAACGACGUGUACCUGAGUGCUGAUGGAACCAAGUGGCUCGUCUCCACGUCCUCAGCAGGUCGACAUUUGCCUGCCCUCCUCGUUCUUCUCUUUGACUUUUCUCUCCCGCAGGUUGGAAGGCUCGGGCUGGACAUUCCGCUGUGGUCUUUGUGGGGCCAGUGCAGUCGGACCUAUGGAUUAUAG
Messenger RNA from Guillardia theta CCMP2712, 795 nucleotides. RefSeq lists its product as hypothetical. Gene Ontology annotation, molecular function: protein binding. Lineage: Eukaryota; Cryptophyceae; Pyrenomonadales; Geminigeraceae. The coding region runs from base 1 to 795 and encodes 264 amino acids. The record is from RefSeq and is a predicted model, not a curated record. The transcript has a single exon.